ACAGAUACAACACGCAAAAGAGGAGGGGAGGAGUGGAAGCAUAUGUGAACAUAGACUGGCUGCCCUGUUCAGUCUAGCUAUGGUCCGCGUAUUCUGUGCAGUGGAGAUGAAUUGUGAAGUCUGAACGUCCACAGAAGUGCACAAGACAGAACGGAACAACCCCCAGAGCCUACAUCCACUCUGGAGACAUUACACGCAGAAAAAUAGGAUGAACUUAACACCACAGCUCCUGGAGCCCUUGCUGGAAGCCUCAAACCUCUCCAGAAAGCAGUUCAUCCAGGAGUAUGGCCUCGCGUCCCUCGUGUAUGUCCCCCGGCUGCCCUCCGUGCUCCAGCCCGUCUUCGGCCUGCUCUACGUGCUGAUCUUCGCCCUGGCUCUGGCCGGCAACACAGCCGUGCUCAUCCUGCUCUGUCGGAGGAAAGCCCUGCAGACACCGAGCACCUUCUUCAUCUGCUCACUGGCCUUGAGCGAUCUCCUGAUCUCCGUCUUCUGCAUUCCUGCCACGCUGCUACAGCACGUCUUCACAAACUGGUUGGCAGGGGAUUUCCUGUGCAAGUUAAUACCGUUUUUACAGGUGACUGCCAUAGCAACCAGCAUUCUCACCAUGACCUGUAUCGCCAUGGAGCGGUUCAAAGGAAUCAUGUACCCACUGAGGCUACAUAGCGGCUUUUCCCCACGGCACGCCAUCAACAUGCUCGUGGCUGUGUGGCUGAUUGCCCUGGGCAUUGCAGGCCCAAUGUGGUAUGCACACAAAGUGGAGGUGAAGUAUGAUUUCCUGUACGAGGUGUCUUACACGUGCUGUCGGGAAGUGUGGCCUCACCCUGGGCAGAGGCAGGCCUACACGGCUGUCCUCUCCGUGCUGGUCUUCCUGGCUCCCAUGCUGAUCGUGGCCCUGCUCUACGGGAGGAUAGUGGCGGAGCUGUGGGGCAAACACAGAGUUCACGAUGUCAUGUUCCAGGCUCUCCCAGGAUCAGAGAUCAAGAAGAUAGCCAGGAAGAAGAGGCAUGCUGUGAAGAUGAUGGCCAUUGUGGUUCUCCUGUUCGCAAUAUGCUGGGCUCCUUUUCAGCUGGUCUCUCUGCUAUCUGACUACGGGAAGCUGAACUUGAACUCGGAUCAGGAGUUCAUGGUGUUCAGCACGGUGCAGAUUUUGGGAUUCAGCAACUCUGUGUGCAACCCGCUGGUGUACGCCGCUCUCAACAGCAGGUUCAAGAGGGACCUGGUGGGGCUGCUGCGACGGGCGCGGGGGUCGGGCUGGUGGCCCGUGCCGCGGAGGGCCCGGGUGGGGGUCCUGGCCCCGGGGGAAGCGCCGUGUGAGGGGGCGGGAGGAGCAGGAGACCCGGGGGCGGUGCUGCUGGAGCAGGGCGGCCGGGGAGGCAGAGCCCGCCACGUCACGCACCUUCCCUCAGCUUCACCUCUCCACGGUCGCCACCGCUAA
Molecule: messenger RNA, 1435 nt
Organism: Conger conger (European conger)
Lineage: Eukaryota; Metazoa; Chordata; Actinopteri; Anguilliformes; Congridae
Product: pyroglutamylated RF-amide peptide receptor
Exons: 7
Coding region: 209-1435 (408 amino acids)
Biological process (GO): G protein-coupled receptor signaling pathway
Cellular component (GO): membrane
Molecular function (GO): peptide binding; neuropeptide Y receptor activity
Source: RefSeq, a predicted model, not a curated record